Messenger RNA from Knipowitschia caucasica, 300 nucleotides. The record is from the annotation of a GenBank genome assembly. Lineage: Eukaryota; Metazoa; Chordata; Actinopteri; Gobiiformes; Gobiidae.
AUGUUCCCCCGAGAGGGAGAGGGAGCGCAGCCGCAGGAGAGCGCUGCAGUGUGGGGCACAGUGUGGCCAGAGAUGGAGGCGCAGACCAUGGAGGCGCAGACCAUGGAGGCGCAGACCAUGGAGACGCAGACCAUGGAGACGCAGACCAUGGAGACGCAGACCAUGGAGACGCAGACCAUGGAGGCGCAGACCAUGGAGACGCAGACCAUGGAGGCGCAGACCAUGGAGGCGCAGACCAUGGAGACGCAGACCAUGGAGACAAUAGCGCUGGAAAGUCUCGUCCCAGAAGCACGUCCAUAG